Ogataea polymorpha is the source of this 1084-nucleotide messenger RNA. RefSeq lists its product as uncharacterized. Gene Ontology annotation, molecular function: phospholipid binding; structural constituent of nuclear pore; single-stranded DNA binding. Lineage: Eukaryota; Fungi; Ascomycota; Pichiomycetes; Pichiales; Pichiaceae. Gene Ontology annotation, biological process: NLS-bearing protein import into nucleus; regulation of DNA-templated transcription; nuclear pore organization. The record is from RefSeq and is a predicted model, not a curated record. Gene Ontology annotation, cellular component: nuclear membrane; nuclear pore central transport channel; nuclear pore nuclear basket. The transcript has a single exon. Bases 1 to 1071 code for a protein of 356 amino acids.
AUGUCUCAUAUAACAGCUGCUGAUUCCCAGGAGUCGCGCUUUUCAAAAUACAAGCUCAAAGAGGAUUUGUAUAAAGAGCCAGAAUGGUUGAGUUCAGGAGGUAACAAACUGGUCAUUGGUGGAGCGGGCGCACGAUCAAAGAAGAGAAGCAUACCAACUACUCUCAUCAAAAGAACAAGCAAAUUUCUAGGCGAAACGAACGACGAUUCCGAUAGUCCCAGCCAGCCAACACUGCCACUCCAAUCCGGCGUCCAAAGAAAACGCUUUGCAAGUGAUGCUGUCGCCACAGACCACGAAACGACAUCCAUAGACGAGUUCCAAGAUCUUCCUCCAAACGUGUCCCUCUAUGAUCGCAUGAAUAAUGACGACAGUUCCGGCAAUGUUUUACUCAUCAACAAUCCAGAUUUUAGUAAAUUUGAAUCCGAUCCUAAUAGUUUCAAAAACGUCUUCAAUAGAGUGCAACGAAGCAGGGUACCUGUUGGAUCCAGUGAGACAGGGAACCCAGAACUCCCCUUCUCUGUGGGCAAAGUAUAUUCAUUGAACGACAAGGAAAAUGAUGCAGAACCAACGAUAAGAGAAACUGCAGUUAUAGUGUUUGGAUACGAUGAUUCGCAGUUUGCCUCGAUUGUGGAGCAAUUCUCGAAAUAUGGGACCAUACUGGAGGAUUUCAACCAGCGUAAGUUUUUGUGUCAAGGCAAGAGUUACCCCGUAUUCAUUGGGCCGCAGUGGGUGAAAUUCACAUACGAUAAUUCAGCUUCGGCAGUGCGUGCUUUGCGUGAGAACAAUAAAUUAGGUGCAUCUGGCUCGGUGAUAGGAGUGGUCCCUUACACGAGAUCGUCACUAGAAAAACUGCUAGGGACAUCUAUCCCAGACAAUCAAGACAUUGGAUGUUCCAUGUCGCUGGUUAAGCUUGUGAGUGACCAAAAACUACCGGAAAUAGAACUCUCCAGCGUUUUCGCUGCUGAAGGCGGCAAUCAUGAAGAACGUCAGGACGGCAGGUUUAGACUCAAGGACGGUAGUGGCCUUAUCAAUGUGCCAAAGGCUACCAAAAAGGAAAAAAGGGGUUUUUAGAGCGUGGCAUGAA